Messenger RNA from Lachnellula hyalina, 945 nucleotides. It is a transcript of the gene kti12, whose product is annotated as Protein kti12. The transcript is spliced from 2 exons. Bases 1 to 945 code for a protein of 314 amino acids. Lineage: Eukaryota; Fungi; Ascomycota; Leotiomycetes; Helotiales; Lachnaceae. The record is from RefSeq and is a predicted model, not a curated record.
AUGCCGUUAAUAAUCCUUACCGGGUAUCCUACUUCUGGGAAAACGCACCGCGCGCAACAGUUGCAAAACUACCUUUUAACGCGCAUUUCCUCCCUCCCAGACCCCGCCUCACUACGCGUCCAUCUCAUAUCCGACCACACGCUCUCAAUCCCACGCAGCGUCUACAACCUCGAAGCAAAGUCCCAGCACGAGCGCUCAAACAAUGCGUCCGAAAAGGAUGCGCGAGCUACGAUAUAUGCGGCAGUAAAAAGAGUGCUAAGCAAUAAAGACAUAGUGAUUCUGGAUGGAGCAAACUAUAUCAAGGGAUGGCGAUACCAGCUGUACUGCGACGCCAAGGCUGUUCGAACGCCGCAUUGCGUGGUGCACGUUGGGACGCCUGUGACUCAAGCUAGAGGCAUUAAUGCUGAACGAUUAGCUGCGAGUACCGAGGGAAAAGGGGAAGAGGAACAGCCGUAUGAGAGCGAGUGCUGGGAGAACCUGGUGUAUAGAUAUGAGGAGCCGAACGCAAUGGCUAGGUGGGAUAGUCCGCUCUUUACGGUGCUGUGGGAUGAUGAUGGGCCGCCUUUUGGAGCCAUUUGGGAGGCUCUGGUUGGGAGCGAGACAGAGGGUAAUAGGAAGGUUGUCAAGCCAAACAUGGCGACAGUGUUGAAGGCGCCGAGCAGUGAGGAUUAUCUUUAUGAGUUGGAUAAGAGUACUCAGAGGAUACUCAAUAGGAUAUUAGACUGGGCGAAAGACCAUCCCGGGGAAGGAGGUGGGGAGGUCAGCGUUGGUGAGGGUGGUGUUGAGGGGUUGCUGGUUGAGUUACCCGCGAGUCCUGUGGGCUUGCCCGCACUUCAGAGGAUUAGGAGGCAGUUCAUUAGUUUGAACAGACAGAACUCUGUAUCCGUGCAGAGGAUCAGGGAGAGUUUCGUGGCUUAUUUGAACGAUUCCUUUCAAGCGGCAUAG